UAUGCGGAAAUAUCUUGAUCUUCAGAUGAAUGGUCAUGAUGCACGUCUGCAGCUAGAUACCGCCUCUGAUAUUACUGUUAUAUCAGAGAAACUUUGGAAUUAUAUUGGCAGACCACCUAUCAGAUAUACUUCCCAGACUUUUCUCAGCGCCUGUGGUGGGCGGCUCAAACUAAUUGGUGAACUCAAAUGUUCUGUUUCCUUCCGCAAUACCAAAUUCACAGGAAUUUGCUACGUCACCAAGAGUGAUUUAAAUCUUUUGGGACUUGAUUGGUUCGAUCGUUUGCAUCUGGCUGAUGUCCCACUAAAUUCUCUAUGCAAUGCAGUCAAGAAGCAUAAAAUGCCAGACAAUUCCGGACGAAGCCGAAGCCGCAAACCCAACACGCAGACGAAACGACAGACGUCAACAACAAGCCCAAAGGUUCCAGAUAAACCCCCAGGUAAACAUCCUACUAAUCAUCCAUCUUCUCAAAAGGGGAGGUGAUAUGUAUCCACAUAUAUAUAUUUAUGUGUGUGUGUAUGUUGGUCUCUCUUUCUGUUUGCUCGCUUAGUCUGUGACCAUUUCACUUGUAUGAACUUGUCUCCUUUAACAAUAUAUAUUCCAUUUAUAUUAUAUAUAAUAUGAGUGUUUGUUGACAGUCCGUUG
Messenger RNA from Trichobilharzia regenti, 643 nucleotides. The record is from the annotation of a GenBank genome assembly. Lineage: Eukaryota; Metazoa; Platyhelminthes; Trematoda; Strigeidida; Schistosomatidae.